UUAAUCCCGCCCCCUCGGCCCACCUGGCCAAUAGCAGCUGCUCUUAGUAAGACGUCUCGUUUGCCGCUAAAACUAAAUUCGCUCCACUUGUGCCCGGUCGAGUAACUUGUAUAUGUGGACAGUAUCUACAGUAAAAAAGGCUUAGCGUCCCUGUGGCUCCAGUCAGCAGCCGAAAAUGGGAAUCUCUGGACUGUUGCAGUUCAUAAAAGAUGCAGCAGAGCCAGUCAAUGUGAAAAAAUACAAAGGCCAAACCGUGGCUGUGGACACCUACUGCUGGCUGCAUAAAGGAGCUUUUUCAUGUGCUGAGAAGCUCGCCAAAGGAGAACCCACUGACCAAUAUGUUUGGUACUGCAUGAAGUUUGUGGACAUGCUGCUGACCUUCAGUGUCAAGCCAAUUCUGGUGUUUGAUGGACGCAACCUGCCCUCAAAACAAGAGGUGGAAAAGGCUCGGCGAGAACGCAGAGAAGCCAACCUUCAAAAGGGCAGACAGCUGCUGCGUGAAGGGAAACUGUCUGAGGCCAGAGACUGUUUUACUCGCUGUGUUAAUAUCACCCCAGCCAUGGCUCAUAACCUUAUUAAGGCUGCAAGGGCGAGAGGGGUUGAUUGUGUGGUGGCUCCGUACGAAGCUGAUGCUCAGUUAGCUUACCUUACCAAAUGUGGUUUAGCCCAGGCUGUUAUUACAGAGGACUCUGACUUGCUGGCUUUUGGGUGCAAAAAGGUGAUUCUCAAAAUGGACAAGCAGGGAAACGGCCUGGAGAUAGACCAGAGUAACCUGGGCCGCUGUCGCUCCCUGGGAAACGUUUUCACAGAGGAAAAGUUCCGUUACAUGUGCAUCCUCUCUGGCUGCGAUUAUCUGGCCUCUCUGCACGGCAUUGGCCUUGGUAAGGCCUGCAAGCUACUGCGGCUCGCCAAAGACCCUGAUAUCCUGAAGGUGAUCAGAAAGAUGGGUCAAUACCUUAAGAUGAAUCUAGUUAUACCUGAACAAUACAUUGAGGGAUUUGUCAGAGCCAAUAAUACAUUCCUCUACCAGCUGGUGUUUGAUCCUGUAAAGAGAAAGGUUGUACCCCUCAACCCUUAUCCAGAGCACAUAGACCCAGCUACCCUCAGCUACGCUGGACUUAAUCUAGGAGAUGACAAAGGCUUACAGAUGGCCUUGGGAAACCUUGACAUCAACACCAUGGAGCGGAUAGGUGACUUCAGUCCAGACAAACCCAUUCUACAGCUAUCUAGACCCCGCAGUCACAGCUGGAAUGGCUCACCACCCUCCACUGGAUCCAGUAUCUGGAGCAGAGGGUUCACUCCAGCCUCUCCUAGCCCUCGCCGACCUACGUCCUCUCCAGUGAAGCCACCUUCCACCAGGGGGAAGGAGAGAGUCAUCGGUGUGGAUGGCCUCAGGCUGCCCUGCAGAGAGUUGCACGUGAAGAGACCGAGAGACGACUCUAGUAUAUCAGACCAGGAUGUGCUGCAUCAGUACUCAUCCACCAGUCCAAAGCGAUCCAGGUCAGACCAGCAACUAGACAAGCCCUCAUUAACUAGCCAGCCCCGGCAACGCAAUCGCUUUGCCACACUACUGCAGAGGAGAAACCAGGACACAGAGGAAGAUGGACAGGCCACACGCAGCAGAUUCUUUAGCAGCUCCACUUCAGUCAUCAGUCUCAGCACUAAGGAUUCUGCAAAGGAGGAUUCAUUUCAGGCUGUGGACCCCAUCACUGUGUGCUCCACUGAGGACAAGUCCACUCUUAGUACCCAGACCAAUGAUAGUGAUGGUCCGGACAUCCCAACAGUGGAAACUCCGAGCCCGCCUUCAUCACCUAGCACUUUAUCCCCAAAUUCAAGCAGUCAGGGUCUCAAGCUGUUCCACUCGUCAGGCAGCUCCUCCUCAACAGAACAAUCAAGAAUGCCAAAGUUAAGCUCAGGACUGGCAACCCUGCAAAAGUUUCAGUUUAAGAAAGAGACUUUCCCCUCAUCGCCAAAGAACCACAGACCCUCCGGACACUUGUCUCCCCCACAACUGUCUUCUCCUGACAAAACAUCAGUGGACAAGGAUGACCUCCCAGAUACUCCUCCAUCCCAGGACAGUGCUUAUUUCUCACAGUCUCAACCUUGCCUCACUUCCUUCCACAAAGUGGAAGCCCCCACCUACAGUUUCCCCUCCUCCUACAAAGAGGAUGCUGCUUCCAAGACGAAUUCUAGCAAAGAUUCAGAGCCUGUGCAGAGUCCUACAUACUCAACUGACGUGGAGAGGAAAUCUGGCAUACUGAGGUCAAAGGUUUCAGGGCUGUCAAAGCUUAAAUCCGGCAACCCCGAUCAGGCAGCAAAGGUGCAAACACUGGGACCGGCCAGGGCCAGUGGACUGAGGAGGAAGUCUGGGGCUUCUGGGAAGAAAUUGUCCUCCCCCAAAAAUAAUGAGAACAACCCUAGUGUCCAGGCCACCAUCAGCAGCCUCUGGAAGAACUUCAGUUUCACAAAAGAUACUCAAAAGAUGACUUCCUGUAGGAAAGGAGAGCCUAUGUCUACAGUCAAAGACAACCUGCUGAUGAGCUGACCACAGGCCACAUGACUGUACUCACCAAACAACUUCUUAAACAUGUUUCACACAGCUCAGUGUUGUGUGAAGCUUUUAAUGAUUUCUCAUCAACCUGUAUGUCUUGCUGUAGAGUCUUAAAUAAAGCAACUUUCUACUGUCUCAAGCA
This is a messenger RNA of Mugil cephalus (flathead mullet), 2693 nucleotides long. RefSeq names its product exonuclease 1 (gene exo1). The record is from RefSeq and is a predicted model, not a curated record. Gene Ontology annotation, molecular function: 5'-flap endonuclease activity; DNA binding; metal ion binding. The transcript is spliced from 14 exons. Gene Ontology annotation, biological process: DNA recombination; mismatch repair. Bases 176 to 2545 code for a protein of 789 amino acids. Lineage: Eukaryota; Metazoa; Chordata; Actinopteri; Mugiliformes; Mugilidae. Gene Ontology annotation, cellular component: nucleus.